Molecule: messenger RNA, 3179 nt
Organism: Lates calcarifer (barramundi perch)
Lineage: Eukaryota; Metazoa; Chordata; Actinopteri; Centropomidae
Gene: sytl4
Product: synaptotagmin-like 4
Biological process (GO): intracellular protein transport; exocytosis
Cellular component (GO): plasma membrane; exocytic vesicle
Molecular function (GO): small GTPase binding; neurexin family protein binding
Source: RefSeq, a predicted model, not a curated record
GUUGUCCCAAGUUUUCCCUCGCACUGCGUUCAAAAGAAACAGAAUAGGGGGUGGACAACUGGGGGGAAACAGCUAAUUAUUGGACUGUAUCUAUGUGUCAAAUUUUCCACAUCCAACCCCUCUGUGGUAAAUAGAGCAGAGGAAAUGCACCUGUCAUGGAAAAUGUGGAGAGGCGCUCCUGCCUGUCUGCUGCAAACUUUCCUCAUCUUCCGGUACUUGGGACUCCUCUAACGCACAAAGUCAACAGUCCUGGAGACGGGGAGGCAAGUAAACGCAGAAGUGGAAAAGAAAGGCACGGUUAUGGUCAUAGUCGAUGAGGACAGUGGGUAAAUCUGUUUGAAUAUCUCGCUGCCGUGGUGACGCAAACCGUGUAGCGGGGUGCCGUCGACUUCCAACAACAGGGGAUCUUCUCGAUGCGACAGUAUCUGGUCCAAGCCAGUUAACCUGCACUGAGGGGUUUUGGUUGAAGGCACGAUGCCCCAGUCCCCUGACAUGAUCAACCUGGGCUUCCUGUCUGACUCCGAGCGGGAGCUGAUCCUGGAGGUGCUGCGGCGGGAUGAGGAGCUGAGGCAGGCUGAGGAGCAGCGCGUGCGGAAGUUGAAGACAGAGUUGCUGGAUGUCAAGAGGAAAGGGGCCAAACGUGGCAGUGGAAGAUACAGUCAGCGUAGCUGUGGCAGAUGCCUGGAGCCUCUGAGUCGACUGUCUGUUUUCUCCAGCCAGUGUACAACAUGCAAUCACUAUGUGUGCAGCAAAUGCCGAACAGUCCUCCCCAACGGAUCCUGGGUGUGCAGUGUGUGUGCCAAAGAGUCGGAUCUAAAGAAAAUGACAGGCGACUGGUUCUACGAUCAAAGGGUCAACCGUUUCUCCACAAUGCCUGGACACAACCUAGUGAGAGUCUCCCUGAAAAAGAAAUCGCCUCUGAAGAAGCGUGAGACAAUGGGAGAGGUGCUGUUGAGAAGUACUGAAAUAAACUCAGAUCUUCCCGCUCCUGUGCCUCGGCCCAGGCAGAAAAUUCAGACAGAUAACAAAGGUCAUUCGAGUGAGAAUUCAGGAUCAGUUCGCUAAGGGAAUCAUUUGAAUCAAAGGACGAAGUUUGGCCAAAGACAACUCGCAGUGGACACAGAGUCUGCAGAAAAUGCCAGUUUAAGUAGCAAUAAAACCGAGACUGAGUCCUGCCGUGUGACCCCUGAGCAACCAAGGAGGGAGAACCGGUCCAGCCCAGCAGGGUCCAGUGUUUCCAGUCUGACCAUCCCAGUCAAAGCACAUGUCGUCAGCGGUGACAGCGCCAACUCAGAAGCCAACUCUGCCCCGGAAGUAAAACUGGUCAGUCCGAGCCCAGAGUUGGACGUUGAUAAACUCUUUAAGAAGAGUGUUAAACGAGCCCCAAAGCCUGCUGAGUAUGUGUCGACACUGGACCUGCGUGAUGGUUGUGACACAUCAGAGACCUCAAUGGGCAACAGGAGUCGCUCUGUACCAGGCUUAGACAUACAGGAAGAUGAAGAGGAGGAGGAAGAUAUCGACAGCUUGGUUAGCUUUCAUAAAAGGACAAUGGCAUCGAGCUCCUCCAGCCUGCAUAGCAAGAGCACAAUGGGCAGCCUGAUGAGUAUUUACAGUGAGGCAGGAGACUUUGACAGUGUGGAGGUGAGCGGAGACAUCGUCUUCUCCCUGAACUACGACGAGCACACCCAGAGCCUCCAGGUCUUCAUCAAGGAGUGCCAGGGGCUGGCCUUUGGCGAUGCCUCGCGACAGCUUACCAACCCUUAUGUCAAAUGUUACCUACUCCCCGACAAAUCUCGCCAGAGCAAACGGAAGACCACCAUCAAGAGAAACACCAUCAACCCUGUCUACAAAGAAACACUGAAGUACUCCAUCAGCCGCUCUCAGCUGCUCACCCGCUCCAUAUUGAUAUCAGUCUGGCAUCACGGUCGUCUCAGCCGCAACGCCUUCUUGGGAGAGGUGGAGAUCGCUCUGGACUGCCGAGACCUCGACACCGCAUAUGAGGACCGUGUGACUCUGUUGGCAAAGGCAGCCUCUACUGUGCCGGCUUCAGCUUUUGCUCAGUACAAAGGAGAGUUGGUGAUCUCCUUGAAGUAUAUCACACCUAAAAACGUGACAACCGAGAAAAUCAAAGGCAAAAAGGCGGUGACUGAAGAAGGGGGAGAGCUGCACGUCCUAAUUAAAGAGGCAAAGAAUUUGAUGGCAAUGAAACCAGGAGGCAUGUCUGAUAGCUUCGUAAAAGGAUAUUUGUUCCCAACUAAGGCGAAAAACACUAAGAGGAAGACUCCAGUCAUGAAGAAGAACUUGAACCCCCACUAUGAUCACACAUUUGUGUUUAAGGAGCUGUCUCUGGAGCAGCUGAGGGGGAUGUGUCUGGAGCUGACUGUGUGGGACAGAGAGGCCAUGCUGAGCAAUGAAUUCCUCGGAGGAAUCCGUCUCAGCUCUGGAAAAGGCACUGUUAAAAUAGGCAAAGAGGAAGUGGAGAAGGACUCCGUUGGAGAGGAGGUCAGUCUGUGGGAGAAGAUGAUGCAGUACCCCGACUCGUGGGCAGAGGGCACUCUUCCACUACGGUCCACCAUGGGGAAGGCGAAGGCCAAAUGAGGACGGCGGCAGAGGCCUGGGCCAUUGGAAGAAAGGAGACUGAAAUGUGGAGAAGCUGCAGCCUCAGAGACAAAUGUGAGAUUGUGGAUUCAUUUUAUUUUGCAGGUUCAUCAGACCAGAAACACAGACUCACAGUUUACUGGCCUGCUGAACUCUAAACAUCUGCUCACGCCUGCCUCCCUGUGUGAGAGCAGCCCCCAACCCCCAGACUGCAGACUGGUGUUACUGUUUAAAAUGUGCCAACACUAAACUCUUUAUUUUAAGAGCACUGACACAGUCAUUUUAUGAUUUUAAAAAUUCAGGCUGUAUGUAUUAUCGCAAUUAAAAAUCAUGCACAGCACUUAGCACAGAAACAGUGUCACUAAUGUGUCGCCCUUUUCUCUAUAGUUGUGUACAAAUUUACACUGAGGUUGGGAAAUAAUUCAUUAUAAACUGUAAUACUGUAACUAUAAUACAGAAUUUCUGGUGUUGCAUCCAACAAAUUGUGCUUAGUUUAAUCCAUACCACCAUAUUUUAGAUAAAUACUAUAAUGUAAAAUUAUAUUUAUAUAUAAGUUGAAUAAAAAGCUUUGUUUGAAAUUA